AUGGCACUGUCAGUGCCAGUGGUUGUAUUCUUGCUGAGUGUCAGUGAAGUUAUUAGUCAAUGUCCACCUUCCUCAGGUAUCUACCUGAGGCAUAAUGGAAACUGUUAUACUAAUGGAUCAUAUUUUCCAGAUAAUAUUAUCAGACCAACUCCUCUAGAGUGUGGAUUACCUGGUGCUACUCUUAAUGGUGGACAAUGGGUUGGCCCUGAUGGGAUAGUUCCUUGUGAUGGUGGAAACAUUCAAAAUGUUCAAUGUACUACUGGGUCAGGUGCUAUGCUCAGUGUUCACAUAAAUCCAGAUAAUGGCUUUCUUCAACCACCUGGUGAUGGUUGGUACAAGUGUUGUUUACCCACUGAUUGUUCUGAUCCUAACACUAACAUCAUGUUUGCUAAUAUAUUUAGUAAGAGGAUUCUGUAA
This is a messenger RNA of Amphimedon queenslandica, 417 nucleotides long. RefSeq lists its product as uncharacterized. The transcript has 2 exons. The coding region runs from base 1 to 417 and encodes 138 amino acids. The record is from RefSeq and is a predicted model, not a curated record. NCBI's taxonomy places the organism in Eukaryota, Metazoa, Porifera, Demospongiae, Haplosclerida, Niphatidae.